CGUCCUAUCAUCCUGGAUGUGGCUCGACAUUGGUGCAUGUCCUCUGGGCUCGUGCUGAACUGGUCUCAGAUCGCCAGGCAGACAGGCCACGACCGCCAGGUCCUGCAGAAAGCGCUUCACCGCUUUGCUGAGGCGUAUUUCUUGUGCCAGGUUCAGUUGCGGAAGAAGCUCGAGGGCGCCCUGGUGGAGUCGCUCGGCAGAGAACGGUGCCUGCUGUACGUCGACACGUCACGCUACGACGAGACCCCCAUGAAGACGACGCUGAGGGGAGAUGCUGCUGCAGGAUCCGCAAGUGAUGUCAAUCUCCACGCUCUUGUCCCCCUGCCGUUUGGCAGGGCACUGCGGCUCAUGCACGCCCUCGCUGCUCACGAACGAAGUGCUGCGAUGGUCACGAAGCUCAUGCAGAUUAACCAAGCAGUGUGGUUGCUCGUCAAUGUUGGCGAUAUCCCAGUGCGGCUGUAUCUGAAUACGGUGUGCCCCCUGCAGCCGGUGGAGUCGACGGCUGCGCCAGUGUGCAAGAGAGCAGUGCUACGGAGUUGCGCGGUGUCCACAUACAGCGACGGCUUCAAACAACGGAUGCGCUUCUGCUGCUCUGACUCUGCGAAGCCCAACAUCGUCGUGGAGAACAGCAUCGCGUCUGACCGACAUGGAUGGGAGUCCCUGCACUUGUUCUGCGAAGUUCACGUGACAGCAGGUAUCCACAGCAAGACGUUUGAGAGUCUCAUGCCUCGCACGAUUUCGUCUGUGAUUCACGCAUCCCUUUCCUUGCAGCUCAGCGGCUAUUUGAAUCAUUUUAGGAAGUGCUUGAGGCACGUGAUCAAGUCCAGGAUCAAGCUCGUCCCCGAGGGGCUGCCAGAUGACGCUGUUAAGUACAAGAGAUCUGUCAUCAAGAUGUUUUUUCGAGACUGGAAUCGAGAUUACGUCGAGGUAUGCGUGCCGCACGGGCUUGUGACCGACAUCGACGUAGCUGCAGUGGCAAGCGUCAUCGAGAACGGUCUCAGUUUCGCCCUGGUGAGCGCGAAGCCUAGCGUGUGGCCGAGACAUCGGUGGACGGGCCCAGAGAUCGCAAUUGAUUUUUGGGGGCGCCUCGAAGCAAUACACGGGCUGGCGUCUGCGACGUAUCCUUUGUUUUCUCGAACCCUCGGCGAAGAAUUACCUCCCGCGGGCCCUAUUGGCGGGGCGGUGGGCGCCGAUGGUGCUGCUGGUGUGUUGGACGACGGCGGGGUCGAUGAUGUCGCGCACGUCCAUCGCGGGCCAGAUGCGGAGGUACCCGCCGACGCUGCUCCAGCUGACCGACAUGAGGUCGUCGACAACACUGGCCGCGCUGACUCGGAGCCGAGCUUCGCAGAGAAGAACGCCAAGGACAGGAAGUUGACGCUCGAAUGGUUGUCCAGAGAUCCCUUGCCUGACCUGAUGUUGUUGAGGUGCGCGCUCAAUCCCAUCAUGCGCAUGCUCCGCGACCAGCUGGACAUGGCUAGCCUGCGCUGGGGGCUCAGCCAGAGGGCGGCCGUGGCGAGGUCGCAUCAGAUGGGACGCCUUCCAGGACUAGGCGCUAGGGACUACAGGAUCGUCACCGCGUGCGAGCUCAUACUGGAGGAAAAUUUCUUCAAAGAGCUCCAGGCGAUCUGGCUUGGGCCGCAUCACUGGCGUUCGUUUCCAGAGAGGUGCUACACAGAGGAGUUCAACUGUCUGGCGUUCCGCCUGCUCGCGCGGGAAGGCGCGCUGGUGGAGCAGCUCCACGUGUCGAACCACUCCCUCUUCCACUUCAGAGUCUUCGGGCUGCUCGUGGAUAGCAGCAGGGCGCAGUCGUUGAACCGAACCCCAGACUGUAUGAAGGGGCCGUGGGGUAAAGAUUUGUGCGCCCGCUUCCCUGACUUGGUUGGCCAGGACCUCUGGGAGGUGCUGCUCACCCUCGCCAUGCUCAUUCAGGUGGACAUCACCUGCGUGGAGGCGAAGCACGCUGCCGUCCGACGCCAGCUGGAGCAGAGGUCAACCCACACACACACGCUCAACAUCGAGGACGCCUCCGCCGAGUGGCUGAUGCAGCAGGCUCGCACUCUUCAGAGGACGCGACCUUGGUCUGGCCAGCACCGCCAUGAGACCAGUGCGAGCGAGCAGGACAGGGAUGCGAGAAUCGGGCGCUCAGGGGGCGUCAG
Prorocentrum cordatum is the source of this 2156-nucleotide messenger RNA. The record is from the annotation of a GenBank genome assembly. NCBI's taxonomy places the organism in Eukaryota, Dinophyceae, Prorocentrales, Prorocentraceae.